Molecule: messenger RNA, 2147 nt
Organism: Phacochoerus africanus (Common warthog)
Lineage: Eukaryota; Metazoa; Chordata; Mammalia; Artiodactyla; Suidae
Gene: NT5C1A
Product: 5'-nucleotidase, cytosolic IA
Exons: 6
Coding region: 88-1185 (365 amino acids)
Biological process (GO): nucleotide metabolic process; adenosine metabolic process
Cellular component (GO): cytoplasm; cytosol
Molecular function (GO): magnesium ion binding; 5'-nucleotidase activity; nucleotide binding
Source: RefSeq, a predicted model, not a curated record
GACGCGCCUCCCUCCCGCAGCCCAGCCCCGCCAGCUCCUCUCUCCGCUGCCGCCACCCGCUCCGCUCGGGCCGGGUCCAGCCGGAGCAUGGAACCGGAGGAGCCCCGGGAGCUCCGCGAGCCCGGGCCGGGGGCAGAGACCGCCGCGGCCCCGCGCUGGGAGGAAGCCAAGACUUUCUACGACAACCUCACUUCCAAGAAGAAACCCAAAUCGCCCAAGCCUCAGAAUGCAGUCACCAUUGCUGUGUCCUCCCGGGCCCUGUUCCGCAUGGACGAGGAGCAGCGGAUCUACAUGGAGCAGGGCGUGGAGGAGUACGUGCGCUACCAGCUGGAACACGAAAAUGAGCCCUUCAGCCCCGGGCCGGCCUUUCCCUUUGUGAAGGCUCUGGAGGCUGUGAACAAGCGACUGCGGGAGCUGUACCCCGAGAGCGAGGACCUCUUUGACAUCGUCCUUGUGACCAACAACCAUGCUCAAGUGGGCGUCCGUCUCAUCAAUAGCAUCAACCACUAUGACCUGUUCAUCGAGAGGUUCUGCAUGACAGGAGGAAACAGCCCCAUCUGCUACCUCAAGGCCUAUCACACUAACCUCUAUUUGUCGGCUGAUGCAGAAAAAGUGCAGGAAGCCAUUGAUGAAGGGAUCGCAGCCGCCACCAUCUUCAGCCCCAGCAGGGACGUGGCUGUUUCCCAGAGUCAGCUGCGCGUGGCCUUCGACGGGGAUGCCGUGCUCUUCUCAGAUGAGUCGGAGCGCAUCGUGAAGGCCCACGGGCUGGACAGUUUCUUCGAGCACGAGAAGGCCCAUGAGAACAAACCUCUGGCCCAGGGCCCCUUAAAGGGUUUUCUGGAGGCGCUGGGCAGGCUGCAGAAGAAGUUCUACUCCAAGGGCCUGCGGCUGGAGUGUCCAAUCCGCACCUACUUGGUGACGGCCCGCAGUGCAGCCAGUUCUGGGGCCCGGGCUCUCAAGACCCUACGCAGCUGGGGCCUGGAGACGGAUGAGGCCCUGUUCCUGGCAGGAGCACCCAAGGGCCCCCUCCUGGAGAAGAUCCGCCCGCACAUCUUCUUUGACGACCAGAUGUUCCACGUGGCUGGGGCUCAGGAGAUGGGCACCGUGGCGGCCCAUGUGCCUUAUGGCGUGGCGCAGACCCCCCGGCGGACCACACCUACGAAGCAGGGCCCCUCUGCCCAGUAGCUGAGCCACCAGCUUCACUGACCACAUGGCUCCAGGCAUGGCUCCCUGUCACAUGUGUCAUCCAGUGGCCCCUUCCAGUUCCCCACCACCCUGCCUGUCUGCAUGUCCGCCUGCAUCGCUGAGAGUGAGGUACUUGUAGGAAAUUAUGCAGACUGAGCCGGCAUUGUCACCAGCCCUCCUUUUAGGCAAACGCUGUGCCAUGAUCCUGGCUAGGAAAGUAAGACUGUGCAGAGUAGCUGGGUUUCAGGGGGAAGUUGAUGGGCCUGAGAGUGGGAGGGUCAGAGCAGCCAGGAUGCCUCAAAAGGGGGGUUAUGAGACUAGCUCAGUGUAGUAUAAAGAACGCUGCUUGGAGAAAAAAGGGAUCUGGCUUCUAAGCUCUGUCUUGGCAUUCAGUGCAUGACCUUAAGUUCCCUUGCAAAGGACUCCAGGAUGAGGUGACCUCUCCCUGUGGUGCACUGGCUAGCUCUCCACCCCUGCAGGAGCCCCUGCAACCUCUUUGUCACCACUUCCAGGGGAGAACUCUCACUGCUUGAUGAGUCAGUUUCCCCAUCUUUUAGGUGGUUUUCAAACUCUCCUUUAGCUACAGAAGCUUGGUUUUCUAAGAUUACCCUCUUGGGAGGAAGCAUUCUGGGCCAGGGCUGCUCCUGGUAUAUUGGCACCUUGGUACAAAUUACAGAAGGACACUGUCUCCAGAAUGAUCAUGAAAAGACGGCCCUUCCUCUGGGUGACCCAGACCAUGCUGGGGUACCCAGCUUGGUUAGCAGGACAUAGGCGAGAUUUCAGCCCCUACUGACGCCUCAGCCCAGAGGCCUUUGUCAAAUGGGCAAGACGCACGGUCAUCCACAGCAACCUUCCCUACAAUUUUACACGUUUGGAAACCACUGGACAAGAUGACCUAUCUGCUUCCUGCCAUCCCCUCAUCUGAGUCCUCAGGGGUCCGCUGCCUAGUGCGGGGUGGCGGG